Messenger RNA from Coccomyxa subellipsoidea C-169, 1984 nucleotides. Its product is annotated as Oxysterol-binding protein. The transcript is spliced from 11 exons. Gene Ontology annotation, cellular component: cytosol; membrane; intracellular membrane-bounded organelle. Lineage: Eukaryota; Viridiplantae; Chlorophyta; Trebouxiophyceae; Coccomyxaceae. Gene Ontology annotation, molecular function: sterol binding. Bases 1 to 1380 code for a protein of 459 amino acids. The record is from RefSeq and is a predicted model, not a curated record.
AUGGGGGAUCAAAAAGAAGGACAGGAGCAGAAUGGUGGCUUGUAUGGGGCUUUGGCUGGCGCCUGGAACUAUGCAACAACUUCGAUCAGCAGUCUACUGGGAUUUGAAGACCUGGACGUGGUCAAUCCUGACGGCUCCCGAGCAGAAGAAGUGAAAGUUGAUGCAAACGACAAACGGGUGGUGGCGUUCACCAACUACAAGGACUACAUCGGCAUGGACCUGACAUCACUGGUGACGCUGCCAGUGUGGAUCAUGGAACCCUACACGAUCCUGCAGAAGGUGGCUGAGAUCAUGGAGUACACCGAGCAGCUGGACCGUGCCGCUGCCACUGAAGACCCAUACGAGAGGCAUGUCUGCGAUCAUCAUCCCCUGCUGGCAUGGGUGGCUGGCUUCUGCAUUGGACCCUUCGGUGGCAACGAGCGGCCAUGGAAGCCAUUCAACCCCAUUCUUGGCGAGACCUUUGAGCUGGACCUCCCAGAGAAUGGAGUGCGCUUCCUAGCAGAGCAGGUGAGCCAUCACCCGCCCGUCAGCGCGGGGCAUGCAGAGAACGACAAGUGGGUGUAUGACAUUGUGUCCGCGCCCUCCACCAAGUUUCUGGGCAACAGCAUCGAGAUCUACCCCGUGGGGCGUUCUCGGAUCAAGCUGCGGCGGACGGGCGAGGUGUUCAGCCUGGUGCCGCCCAACAGCUCGGCCCACAACCUGAUCGUGGGCAGCACCUGGGUCGACUGCCACGGCGACUUUAGUCUGCUCAACACCUCCACUGGCGCCAAGUGCUCCCUCUACUUCACCCCCUGCGGCUGGUUCAGCUCCGGCCGCUACGAGGUGUCGGGGCACGUGUAUGAUGAGGAGGGGAGGAAGGUGCUGGCGCUGUCUGGCGCCUGGAACAGCCACCUGGAUAUGGCCAAGUGCGACGAGGAGGGAGACCCCCUGCCCGAUGCCAAGACCAUCCGCCUGUGGGAGUGCAAGGAGAAGCCGGAGGGUGACAAGUACGGCUUCACCUAUUUUGCGCGCAUGCUCAACAGCGGCAAGGGGCUGGCCCCGCUGCCCUCAGACUCCAGGAGAAGGGCCGACCGAGCUGCUCUCGAGCAGUGGGGCGAUGUGGGCACUGCUGGAGCAGAGAAGUACAACCUGGAGGAGAUGCAGAGGGCAGAGCGCAAGGAGAGGGAGAGGAGGAAAGACUCGUGGGCGCCCAGGUGGUUCCGCCCGGCCAAGGAGACUGAGGUGUACCCGGCCGAGUACUCUCUGGAGGAGUGCCCCAUGUGGGAAUUCACCGGACACUACCUCAAGCAGCCCCGCACCCCAGCCACGCCUGAAGAGGACUGCGCUGGCAAGGAGUACUGCCCGUGGGUGUACCCAGAGAUCCACCAGGAAUUAUCCUAGGAGGGAGCUGCUAUGGUUCUUACCGUGCUCCGUGCCAUUCACCAAUCUAAUAAGACCAGCGGAUUGCAUUGCUUCAACUUGGGAGGCAGUGCAGUGGCGAUAGCGUGGCUCAUCUUGCUGCCUGUAAUAUUUGCGUUAUCGUGUUGGGUACGGGCAGAUAUUGGUAGUACCUGUAUUGUAUUGAGUUACAUGGCAUCUGUUGCCGCACGCCGAGCAUUGCUGUCCCUUGUGUGCCAAUUUGCUUCAGCAGAUGUCGAUAGCAAGUAUGAACAGCUUCAGCCUACAUGAUGGCCAUUACACCAUAAUUUACAUUCUUUGAUUUCGGAGCUGCUUCGUCUCAGGGGUCUCAUGGCAUCUGCUGUAUGGAUUGUUCAGAGCUCCGAGCAGCUGCAGGCUAUGGGGAACUGCCAAUUAGUAGACAUGAAACCUUGCAGGUGCAAGAGAGCAGUCCCCCAAUGACUGAUGUGCUUUUUUACAUUGCCGCUUGGGGACAGUUCGAUUGUGUACAGCUUUUGCAAGUGCAUGUGUAUGGGAACCUGACUGGCAUACCCAGCAGAUCAGGAAAAAUUUCACACCAAUUCAUCUGUAAUAUACUUUCAAUGCC